GUCAGCUGUCAGCAUGUAGAUGUACUGCAGAUACAUCCACAAUCCAUGACAAACUCUGGGCGCCAAUAUCAUCGAACCGAACUGAGGGCUGUGUUUCACAUUUCGAAUAAUGUGUUGACAUCCGGCAACUCCAUACUCCAUAGUCCAUGCCGCGCCCACAAAGUUUCAACAAUGGACCUAUAAAAAUCAGAACAUCUGCAUGCGCAGCUUGAGCAGCUUGGGCUCCUGCGCGAAAGUGACCCUGCGCAUCGCAAUCGCGAAACGGAACCUGCUUGAGCACAUGGCGGGGGCACUGCUGCGGCUCGCCACCCAGGUCACGCCGCCGCUGCCGCUAGCCAGCGUGCAGCCGAGGCGGCAGCGCUGCAGACGCUCACCAGCACCAGCAGAGGCGGUGCCGCCGGUCCUGCCGCCUGUGCUGCUGCUGCUGCUGCUGCUGCUGCUGCUGCUGCUGCUGCUGCUGCUGCUGCUGCUGCUGCUGCUGGUCCUGGCGGUGCUGGCGGUGGUGACGGCGGUGCCGCCAGCAGCGGCGCGACGGCUGUUCCGGUCUAUCUGGUCUAUCUGGUCUAUCUGGUGGGCGCCAGCAGCUCGGUUAGUGUCAAUGUGAAUGCUUGGCGGAGCAGGCGGACAUGCUGUUGCAGCUGCGGAAGCGGCUGCACGAGACGCGGCAAAUUGCAGAGUCCAGUGUCAGAACACGACAGGAACAGAUGGCGGGCGUGUUGCGUGACAUCCUGGAACGCGGGGGGCAAAGGCUGGAUGAGGCGCGCGCGGGCACGAUGCUCUUCUGGCGGCGGCGUUGACAGGGCCUGCCGGGGCGGCCGCGGCGGCGGCGGCGGCCAUGCUGAUGACGCUCGUUCUUAUUACGAGUACAA
Molecule: messenger RNA, 869 nt
Organism: Chlamydomonas reinhardtii
Lineage: Eukaryota; Viridiplantae; Chlorophyta; Chlorophyceae; Chlamydomonadales; Chlamydomonadaceae
Exons: 2
Coding region: 281-604 (107 amino acids)
Source: RefSeq, a predicted model, not a curated record